Passer montanus (Eurasian tree sparrow) is the source of this 2034-nucleotide messenger RNA. RefSeq names its product Sp7 transcription factor (gene SP7). The record is from RefSeq and is a predicted model, not a curated record. The transcript has 3 exons. NCBI's taxonomy places the organism in Eukaryota, Metazoa, Chordata, Aves, Passeriformes, Passeridae. Bases 657 to 1637 code for a protein of 326 amino acids. Gene Ontology annotation, biological process: regulation of transcription by RNA polymerase II. Gene Ontology annotation, molecular function: DNA-binding transcription factor activity, RNA polymerase II-specific; RNA polymerase II cis-regulatory region sequence-specific DNA binding.
GGGUGGGAGGAAACACCGGGGCCGUGGGUGCAGCUCAGCCCUGGGGCCACCCUGCUCUGGCUUCCCCGUGGGUGGGAAGCCCCCAGCCCCAUUCCGGUGCCUCUGUCCCUGCAGGUCCCUGCUUCCAUCCCCCCCAUGUCCCCACACGUCCCCCCCUGUUCCCCCUCCUCUCCUCCUGCCCCGCGGACCCCACCUUGGUGGGGGGGAUCUCUGGGACGCCGGGGGGGCUCCGAACACCGGGGUGCCCCCCGUGGGUGGUGCCGGGGGGGAGCUCAGCCCUGUUCCGGGCCCUCGGGGCCCCCCCGGUCCCGCGGGGCCCGUGGGCGGCCGUGGCCGGCGCACCCAGCGCGGGGGCCGCGCUAUUUCGGGGCCUCCGACCGCAAGGGAAACAUCCGGGGGCCGGAGAGGGCGGGCGGGGCAGGGCCGGGCCGGGGGACACGGGGGACACCGCGCCAGCGAGCCCCGGCAUCCCGGGACACCGGCAUCCCGGGACAGCGGCACACCGCGACAGGGCGACAGCGCGACAGCGGGACAGGGCGACAGGGCACCCCCGCGGGCAGGACCCACCCCCGGCAUCCCCGGCUGCCAAGUGCCAUGGCCGCGAGCCCCCGCUGACAUCGCCCCCCACGCCUCGGGGUGCCCCCGCUGCCAUCGCCAUGGGUGACUCCUACGCCGCCGCCUUCCCCAGCGCCCCGGGGCUGCUGUCGCCGUCCGCCAGCCCCCAGGCGUCCCCCGGCCCCUACGGCCCCGACUACGGCCCCUUCGGGCACCCCUUCCCAGCGCCCUCGGGCGCCCAGGAGGUGCUGGGGGCCCCCGUGGUGGUGGCCAAGGGGCACCCCGCGGGCGAGUGCCUGCCGGGGGUGUACCCCUCGCUGGAGAUGCCGCACCCCUACGGCUCCUGGUACAAGGGCGGCAUCGGCGGGGGGCUGCCGGGGGGCUCCGGGCCCGCGGCCCCGUCCUGGUGGGAUGUGCACCCCAACGGGGGCUGGCUGGGGGGGCCGGCGGGCGCCGAGGGGCUGCAGGGCUCGCUGCAGGGCCAGCCCACCCUCAGCCCCCCCCUGCCCACCUACGGCUCCGAUUUCGGCGCUCUGAACCCCCCUCCUUACACCAACGCCCCCGCCGCGCCCCCCACCCCUAAACCCACGCCGGGCGAGACCCCCAAGGGUCCCCGCGGCGGCUCCCUGGGGGGACGCCCGGCGUGCGAUUGUCCCAACUGCCAGGAGCUGGAGCGGCUCGGGGGCGCGGCGGGGGCGCGGCGGAAGCCGGUGCACAGCUGCCACAUCCCGGGCUGCGGCAAGGUGUACGGCAAGGCGUCGCACCUGAAGGCGCACCUGCGCUGGCACACGGGCGAGCGGCCCUUCGUGUGCAACUGGCUCUUCUGCGGCAAGCGCUUCACCCGCUCCGACGAGCUGGAGCGCCACGUCCGGACCCACACGCGAGAGAAGAAGUUCACCUGCCUGCUGUGCAGCAAGCGCUUCACCCGCUCCGACCACCUCAGCAAGCACCAGAAGACCCACGCCGACCCCCCCAAGCCACCCCCCGGCGCCGAGCAGCCCCCCGCGUCCCCCCGGCCGCCGCCCGCCUCGCCCGGCAAGGACGGCGGCAGCCCCGAGGCCGGGAGUUUGUUGGAGAUUUGAGCCUUUCCGCCUUCAUCUUCCUCCUCCUCCUCGCCGCUGGGGAUAUUUAUUACGGGGUGCUGCUCCCCCCGCCAAGCCCCCUCCCCCUCAGUUCCCCAGCUCCUCGUUAGCCAUUCUAAUUUAUGUCUUAAAUUAUGGGGGGGCUCUCCGAGCGCUCUGGGGCUCACGGGGGGGGGUGUCAAGGUGAGACCCCCCCCUUUCUGUUUUCCCUUCCAACCCCCCAACCCUUCUUACCCCCAGCCCUCGCCUCGCCCCCCGCACUCAGGGACAGGGUUUGCCCCCCUCCCCCAGCCUGGUUCAUCAGUGCUAAUGUAACGUGUCCCCCCCCCACUUUUUUUAGCUGCCUGCCCCUCCUGCCCCCCCGGAAAAAAAAAGCAAUAAAAGGAUUGAGAGUGGA